AUGCUCCAGCGCGAAAAGGCCGAAGUCGUUCAGCAGAAGCCACUGAGAGAGUUGGGUUUGUGCCUCAAUACGGGGAUAUCAACGGGUUGCUCAACCAGCAACGUUGUCAUCGCCGAAGUCUGCAACGAAACGCGCGGGGCACUUCCGCUUCUUCAGGUAUGGCCCAGCGAUUCGCCCAGAGCCGAUACCGACGAACAGGCCCCGGCUUUUGUGUUCCCAGAUGUGCAGGAAAGUGUCAACGACAGCGGUAUCGAAUCCAUCCAGGCGUCGCCGUCGCCAUGCGGUGUCACCUGCAACAGUCCGGCGAUGACGCCGCAGCAAUCGCGUCGUGCCAGCCUGUUACAUCCGGAUCACGCGCGACUGCAGCAUUAUCUUCAUUACAACCACCAUAACAUGGGAGUAAAAAGUCCGCCAUCGCCGGACAAAAUGUCUUUGGAUGAGGACCACGAAGAUCGACCCGCGCCACCAAGUCCCUCCAGUUCGACCACCAGCAGUUUACGAUCGAUGCCAAGCUCGGCGAUCGUGUCAAUGCACUCACAAGACAGGAGACGUAGCAGCAGAUACAGCAUGUUCGAUGCUCUGGAUUUGGAGUAUGCUUUACUGAGAGCCGCAGCCCGCGGUUCCGUGGGUCCGUACUCCCUGUCGGAAUCCCUCCACAAGUUGACCUUCACCCAGAGUUUAGCCUUUCCUGCUCUAGCGCGUGGUCUUGCCGCCAAGCAGAGCGUGCCAAGCGGGAGGUCUCAGCAGCCGACUGAGAGCGGGCUGAACGCUUUCGCCAAAGUGGUGACCGCGAUGGUGCUGAUGCUGGUGAGCGUGCUGGUUUUCGGUGUGGUCUACAAGUUCGCUAAAACGUGAGGCUGGCUGCUGGCGCCUGGUCGAUAUCCUGAAUCGAUGCAGGAUGGCAAUCGUCUGGGUGCCGGCAACGUUUUCAGCGAUGUCUGAUGAGGCCUGAUGAAGGGUCUAAAUUUCAACCCGCCCCGC
Messenger RNA from Cyphomyrmex costatus, 981 nucleotides. RefSeq lists its product as uncharacterized. The transcript has 4 exons. Bases 1 to 855 code for a protein of 284 amino acids. NCBI's taxonomy places the organism in Eukaryota, Metazoa, Arthropoda, Insecta, Hymenoptera, Formicidae. The record is from RefSeq and is a predicted model, not a curated record.